GAAAGAAAGAAAGUGAAUCCCAAUUAAAAAAUUAAAAAGAAAAAAAGGGGAAAAGAGAAGCAAAGCAAGCGUUCGUCCGUCCCGCCGCUAAGCAAGUAGAGAAGUGGUGUAUGUGUGUGCGUGUUUGUAGAAAGGCUAAGCUGCCGCAGCGCUGCUGUUGAGUUGAGAAUGGGAGAAGAUAGUGAGUGGGUGAGCCCAGGGGAAGUGCUUGGGAAAGCCUCCAAGUUUAAAGCAGGCAGAGGUGCCUACGUGUCGCCGGACAAUCUCACCGUCUAUGCUUCCCUCACUGGACUCCGCCGCAUCAUAUCCCCACCUCCCGACUCACCCGACCAGAGACCCACUGUGGAAGUAACUGGUCACAAGGCCCACGGUGCCAUUCCAGAGCCUGGAUCAAUUGUCAUUGCUAGAGUUACCAAAGUUAUGGCAAGAAUGGCUUCUGCUGAUAUUAUGUGUCUUGGCACUAAGUCUGUCCGAGAAAAAUUUACCGGUAUAAUCAGGCUUCAAGAUGUUCGAGCAACCGAGAUCGAUAAAGUGGAUAUGCACAUGUCUUUUCACCCUGGUGACAUUGUCAGAGCUGUUGUGCUGUCCCUUGGAGACGCUAGGGCUUAUUAUCUGUCAACUGCAAAGAACGAAUUAGGUGUUAUUUCUGCCCAGAGUGCAGCAGGUGCAACAAUGGUGCCAAUAAGCUGGACAGAGAUGCAAUGCCCUCUUACAGGGCAAAUUGAGCACAGAAAGGUUGCUAAGGUCGGAGGAUGAAAAGAUAAACUCAACAUUAAUGUUUCUUCUUGUUCUUUCUUCCCGCUUUUUUCUUUUUACUAGAGAGUCGGUAGCCUUGAAAUUUCUUAUAGAUAAAGUGUACUCAGGGAUUUUGGUUGUUAAAGUCAGAAAUUAUGGUAGUUUGAUAUACGAUUUGGUGUCAAGGGGCAUUGGUUAAAGUCAGAAGUAGGUACCACAGUUGGAAGGUGCAUUCGACAUUUCUCUCAUCCAGUAUCACGAUUCAUUCAUUUGA
Molecule: messenger RNA, 1009 nt
Organism: Prunus mume (Japanese apricot)
Lineage: Eukaryota; Viridiplantae; Streptophyta; Magnoliopsida; Rosales; Rosaceae
Biological process (GO): RNA processing
Cellular component (GO): cytoplasm; nuclear exosome (RNase complex)
Molecular function (GO): RNA binding
Source: RefSeq, a predicted model, not a curated record